AUGCCACCAUGGCGGACACCGCGAGUCCUUCUCACAGACUUUACCUGGCCAAACAACAUCCCAGCAGUCCCAAGCGACCAGAUAUUACCAACCCCUGUCCGUUAUUACCUGAGAUCAUUCUAUCACUCAUACUGUGACCGGGUCGGGAUUUCCUUCAACAAUCAAAUUGCUCAACUCCCCUUUAGAUUACUUCUAAAAUGGUCUGACAGUACCCGCAUAGAAGAGGUGUUGACUAUGAAAGUUGCCAGACAAGCAGGCCUUCCAGUCCCGAAAGUCAUUUGCUAUGGGGAUCAUCUGGAUACUCCUCACGCACCAAUUCCGAUCCUGAUGACCGGUGUAGCCGGCAAACAGCUAGCAAUCCGGAAGUGGAAGAGACUUUGGGGCGAGAAGAGAAUCUGCUCCCUGAUUGGCACUCCUAUUCAAAGUACCAGGGUUCCAGACCACCGUAUUGGCCCAUUCGAGACAGAGAAGGAAUUCAACGAAUAUCUCAUCGAACUUGGUUGGCCGGGUGUGUUCCGAUCGAAGCGGGAGUACAAAGAAGCCUUGCGAUGCAGGGAGGCUGCUGGCUGGUAUCACUUGAUUUUGACUGUAGAUGGCAUGGAUUAUAUGUCGAAAUUGGAGAUUGCACGGGCGUUGACAUCUUUAACUAGUGAGUCAUGUUCCUGGUGAGUAACCUGAUGAGUUCCGACGCAAAAGAGCUACUGGGGUGAAUGCUGCUUUCAUCAUCGCAGGCUAUCACAGCUGCUUAAUGAAGUGACAAGAAGAACGGCCUUGGCAAAUCACCUAUAAGCUUAUAUUAAGGAGCCGAUUUACUGGCUCGCUGCAUUAGAUAGUCGAGAU
Aspergillus piperis CBS 112811 is the source of this 840-nucleotide messenger RNA. RefSeq lists its product as uncharacterized. Lineage: Eukaryota; Fungi; Ascomycota; Eurotiomycetes; Eurotiales; Aspergillaceae. The coding region runs from base 1 to 669 and encodes 222 amino acids. The transcript has 3 exons. The record is from RefSeq and is a predicted model, not a curated record.